Messenger RNA from Dovyalis caffra, 1542 nucleotides. The record is from the annotation of a GenBank genome assembly. NCBI's taxonomy places the organism in Eukaryota, Viridiplantae, Streptophyta, Magnoliopsida, Malpighiales, Salicaceae.
AUGGGAAAAAUCCCACGUUCAUUGCGUUCUGCAAUUCCAUCAACAUCAUUCAUCAAGAAAGCACCUUCUAUCCCAACAGAAAUCCCAAAUCCACAACAGCAGCAACAACCCCAUUACUUUCCCAAGAAACCCUCCAAGAGAAAUUCCCAACUUUCCAAGAAACCCCAAGAAACUCAAACCCCACAACCCCACAGAUCACCCUUUAAAACUCCAUCUCUAAAUGAAGCAAAAAAGCUAUUCAAUUCCUUCAUAUCAACUACCAAAUCCCUACAAAUGGACGGCCUUCGUUUGCACAACUCUUUCCUUAAAUCCUACACUUCUAUCUCCACCCUUGACGAUUCCAUUUCUCUCCUUAAUCACAUGAUCAAGUCCCUCCCUUCUUUAUCACCUGACCGAUCCACUUACCAUGUUUUGCUUUCGCAGUCUUGCAAAGAACCUGAUAGUUCACUAUCCUCUGCUCAGAAAGUUUUGAACUUGAUGGUUAAUAAUGGGUUUGAGCCUAAUCAAGUUACUGUUGAUGUUGCUGUUAGGUCUUUGUGUUCUGUUGGGAAAGUAGAAGAUGCUGUUUUAUUGGUAAAGGAAUUUUCUUCCAAGCACUCAAAGCCUGAUACUUUUACUUAUAAUUUUCUUGUCAAGUGUUUAUGUAAGAGUAGGAUUUUGAAUAAUGUUUAUAGUUUUAUCGAUGAAAUGAAGAAUAGUUUUGAUAUAAAUCCUGAUCUUGUAACUUAUACUAUAUUGAUUGAUAAUGUUUGUAAUGCAAAAAAUAUUCGUGAGGCGGAUAGAUUGGUGGGUGUGUUAAAGGAAUGUGGGCUAAAGCCGGAUGCCUUUGUUUACAAUACGAUCAUGAAAGGUUAUUGUAUGUUGAAUAAAGGGAUUGAGGCUGUUAGGAUUUAUAAGCAAAUGAAAGAGGAAGGAGUGGAGCCUGACCUUGUUACGUAUAAUACAUUGAUUUUUGGGUUGUCGAAGUGUGGGAGAGUCAUUGAAGCUAAGAAAUUUUUGAAAGUUAUGGUGGAAUCAGGUCAGUUUCCUGAUGCGGUUACAUACACUUCAUUGAUGAAUGGGAUGUGUAGAGAAGGGGAUGUGUUGGGUGCAAUGGCAUUGUUGGGGGAGAUGGAAUUGGAAGGAUGUAGUCCAAAUUCGUGUACCUAUAAUACGUUGCUUCAUGGGUUUUGCAAAGGGAGAAUGUUGAAUAAGGGGAUUGAAUUGUAUGAGUUGAUGAAAAAGGGUGGUAUGCAGCUUGAGGCAGCUUCUUAUGCUACGUUUGUGAGGGCUCUUUGCAGGGAGGGUAGAGUUGCAGAAGCUUACGAGGUGUUUGAUUAUGCAGUAGAGAGUAAGAGUUUAACUGAUGUUGCUGCUUACACUACAUUGGAGAGUACGCUGAAGUGGUUGAAGAAAGCUAGAGAGCAAGGCCUUGCAGUCUAUUGUUGGUGGGAGAUAUCAACCAGAUUUCAUUGGCCAACUAAAAAACACCAAACAGAAUACAAGCCUCUAAUGGCUACAAAUGGUGGUUUUGGCGAAACCAGGAGAGCUAUGGCUGCUUGA